Molecule: messenger RNA, 1209 nt
Organism: Cylindrotheca closterium
Lineage: Eukaryota; Bacillariophyta; Bacillariophyceae; Bacillariales; Bacillariaceae
Source: the annotation of a GenBank genome assembly
AUGCAACAUAAACCAUUUUUCAUCUAUGCCUCUUCAUCUUUUGCAAUGGAUUUCCGUGCCGAAGUCUUGACAAAUAGCCAUGGUUCUCAUCCACGCCCUAAUGAAAGCCUUCGAGAUUCGAAUUUUGCUGUAAAUUCUCACGCCGAUCAGCUAGAACGAUGUGGAACUUGGUUGUCAUCGAUACCCCGAGAUGAUGUUAGUGUUUUAAGGGAAACUCAAGAAUAUAGCGAUUUCUUGCGGGCAUUCGAACGAUUGGGGCAGGCACAUCGACGGGUCAUAUCGUCGAAUCGAAAUUCUUCCGAGUUUGCACCAUCGUAUUGGUCAAUAUCGAAUAACUUCCUGCAAUAUCUGACUGCUGACGAUGUGAUAUUACGGAUCUUUGAGUUCCUUGAAUGCAAGUCACUUAUAAGGAUGGCUUUCGCAUGUUCUCGGUUUCGACAACUUGCCUAUGAAAGCGCAACACAGCGAACUUGUGACUUGAUGAGCACUCGAAAACUCCAAAACGUCAUGCAACUAUUGCGAGCAAAAGAACAAAUUGAAGGUGUGGAAAGUGGCAUUGAAGAAAACCAUGUUCGGGUACCGAUUCUUUUGUUGAGUAGAAGAAUGCUUGUGACCGAUGCUGGGGAUCCAGAAUACAACGGGAUCUACUUCUGUACUGGAUGUAAUGGAAAUGGUUUCGUCUUCACCAAACCCCGCUUCCCAGAACAUCGCAUCCAUGGUGGCGGCAGAGAUGCAUUGAACCAUCAAUCUCCUGAGGAAGCACCUCUUGGACGAAUAGGAGAAGCUCAGGUUGUUCGAAACCCUGAAGGAGAGGCAGCAGCAGUCGGGUUUGCAGCACCAAUAGGCCAAGGGAGAGCGCCAAUCGGAAUGGGACCGUCAACUCAUUUCGAAAAUGAAGUAGCACAACCGGGACAGCUACUGAGAUGCAUAAUCGCGAAACGUUUUUCGAAUGAGACUGUAUUAUGGUACUGUUCGAAGGAAGUUGCGUCCUCGGAGUCGCAAUCUGAAGCAGUAGCUUCACCUGCCCCAUCGGAGCGGAUAACACAGGUGUUUUCAUUUUGGGCCAAACUGAUGGUGGUCGGAGAUGCCAGUCCGGACAUUUGUCGAUAUCCGUCGCAGAGUAGCAUACUCGCACGGCACGGAGAGCAUUGGAACUCGCUUGCGACAAGUCGAGACUUGAGAUCUCCUAUAGUGGAACUACUCGAUUGA